GAAAGCUUGCCCAGAGGAUGAAAACAACAAUCCUCUUCAGCGACUACCAAUACUUCGUUUUGACUACAUUAAACGUUUCUACUGAGGAUGAAUCAGCCCGAGCGUUAUGAGCUCAUUGAGCUCAUGGGAUUGCCCAAAGUUACCUAUGAUUUAGACAGUAAAUCACCAAAUGCGGCCGUUAUAACUAUUGAAAAAGAAGAUCAUACAUUAGCAAACAUGUUAGCACAACAAUUAUUAACAGAUGAACGCGUGCUUUUCGCAGGAUACAAGGUUCCCCAUCCUUUGAAUCAUAAUUUUAUUCUAAGAGUUCAAACCACCGAAGAAUGUACUCCUAAACAAGCGAUCGUGGACGCAGCCAAAGCGCUCAUCACACAUCUGGAAGAAAUUAAGGUGAACUUUAUGAGGGAGUGGGAGCUCAAAAUGAUUUCUGUAGAAGGAGUGGAAAUGGAAUUUUCCUGAAAAAGUAAGUAUGACGGUUUUAUGCUGUGAACGCGUUUUUCCUACCCUAUAGAAAGCCCUAAUGGGCGUGUUGCCAAUCAGCGUCAUAAAAGACCGUUUGUUAAAUGGUGCACUUUAAUGAAAGUUGAUAAAAAAAACAGACUAGAAAGCAAAAGUAUGGGGAAGUCUUUAAUGUUGCAUAGCAUGCGCUCAUUCAUAUUCUUCCCUUCUGAGUGUGUUUACCAUAUCUUAAACGUUGGUCAAGCAAUGAUCCCUGAUGACACUUAUUCUUUUAUAUGCAAUACCGUUUCUAUCGUUUUAGAGUCGGAGUUACUCGAAUGCUUCAUUCUGUUUGCCUCCUUUUUUUUUAGUUUUUAACAAAAAACUUUUUUUUUGACUCCUUGGUUUGGUUGGCUAAUAUAUUUAAAAGUAGAAUCAGAAUGUAAUAAUAGAAAUAUGCAAAUGCUCAUUAUAGGAUGAUUAUGAAGAUG
Messenger RNA from Schizosaccharomyces octosporus yFS286, 929 nucleotides. RefSeq names its product RNA polymerase II complex subunit Rpb11. The transcript has 3 exons. Gene Ontology annotation, molecular function: protein dimerization activity; DNA binding. Gene Ontology annotation, biological process: transcription by RNA polymerase II. The record is from RefSeq and is a predicted model, not a curated record. Bases 88 to 459 code for a protein of 123 amino acids. NCBI's taxonomy places the organism in Eukaryota, Fungi, Ascomycota, Schizosaccharomycetes, Schizosaccharomycetales, Schizosaccharomycetaceae. Gene Ontology annotation, cellular component: RNA polymerase II, core complex.